Messenger RNA from Yarrowia lipolytica CLIB122, 1743 nucleotides. RefSeq lists its product as uncharacterized. Gene Ontology annotation, cellular component: cytosol. The record is from RefSeq and is a predicted model, not a curated record. Lineage: Eukaryota; Fungi; Ascomycota; Dipodascomycetes; Dipodascales. Gene Ontology annotation, biological process: intracellular signal transduction; protein phosphorylation. Gene Ontology annotation, molecular function: protein serine/threonine kinase activity; ATP binding.
AUGGACGACUUUAACAAACUCACGCUCACCGAGAGCCACACACCCUCGCCCCACAGCCCCGCCACGUCCCGCAUCAACUCCAACAACAACGCCAACGGCACCUCGCGUACCUCGUCACGGUCCCACCGCCCGUCGGCGGUGUUCCUGGGGGUUGCCAACGAAGACGGAUUCGACUCACAGCCCGGCACCCCGUCGUCGUCGUCGUCUUACACUUCUUUUGAUAGAGCCGGAGGAGGAGCAGCAGCAGCAGGAAAUACCACUCCAGGCGGUCCGGCAACUGGCGCCCCGGGUACCCCCGGUUUAGGUGGCCCCCUGGGCCACAGCCAGGUCCACUUCAGUCUCGGCUCGCCGUCUCGUCCCGGAUCAGUGGCGGGUUCUCGACCUGGCUCCCGCCCGGGCUCCAGGCCAGGCUCCAUCGCCCCCCAGGAGACGCAAAUCUCGCUCUUCCCUGAGGCAGACGCACACGACCCGUACGCACGACAGCACCGACCACCACAGGUGUCGCACCGCGACACUGAUUCCAUUGCGCCGCGGUUCCGGUUUGCGCGGAGCAGAUCAUCAUCUCGGUCAUCGCCGGACCGCCGGGUCAACACUGACGAGGCUUCCGGCAACUUUCACCGGUCCACGGGCUCCAUGGCAGAGCUGAAGCGGUUCUUCAAGAAGAAGUCUUCCAAGCUAAAGCCCAAGAGCAAGAGGGCGGAGUCCAAGGAGGACAUUCCUCGGAGUCGGCCGGUGUCCCAGUCGUCGCGAGCGACCCCGCCGGUCUCGCGCUCCUCUUCGCAGUCCAACAUUGCGUCGAUCGGGUUCGGAAAGUGGGGUAAACCGGGCCGGGUGCUCGGGUCCGGAGCCGGCGGGUCGGUCCGGUUGCUGCACCGCCAGAGCGAUGGCAAGACGUUUGCGGUCAAGGAGUUCCGGCCCCGCCACCAGCAUGAGUCUGAGCGCGAGUACUCUAAAAAGGUGACGGCUGAGUUCUGCAUCGGCUCCACUCUCCACCAUCCCAACAUUGUGGAGACUCUGGACAUCAUCCAGGACGACGGCCGGUACUUUGAGGUGAUGGAGUUUUGCCCGUACGACUUUUUUGCCAUAGUCAUGUCGGGAAAAAUGAGCCAGGCGGAGGUUGCGUGCUGCUUCAAGCAGUUGCUGAGUGGCGUCACCUAUCUGCAUUCGAUGGGUCUGGCGCACCGCGACCUCAAACUCGAUAACUGCGUCGUUACCAAGGACGGUAUUCUCAAGCUGAUUGAUUUCGGCUCUGCGUCGGUCUUCAAGUAUCCGUUUGAGACCGGCAUUGUCAUGGCCCAUGGAGUAGUUGGUUCGGACCCCUAUCUCGCCCCCGAAGUGCUGUCGCAGACCAAGUAUGAUCCCACGCCGACAGACAUCUGGUCGAUCGCCGUGGUGUUCUGCUGCAUGACGUUGCGGCGGUUCCCCUGGAAGGCCCCCAAGCUGACGGACAACUCGUUCAAGCUGUUUGUGUCGGAGCCGGAGGUGGACGAGACCGACAAGGCGACCAAGGGUCCGAUGAGGCUGCUGAACCGGUUGCCGCGCGACUCGCGGCAUAUUAUUGGCCGCAUGUUGACGGUCGACCCCAAGAAGCGCGCGACGCUGGAGGAGAUCUGGGCCGAUCCGUGGGUCCAGAGUAUCAGUAUGUGCACAUAUGAUGAUGACGGACGGCUGGUCAAGGGGGUAGGGCAUGAGCAUACAUUCGUGGAGGUGGAGGAGAGGGAGGAGCCGGAGACGAAGCCGUAG